This is a messenger RNA of Colletotrichum godetiae, 414 nucleotides long. RefSeq lists its product as uncharacterized. The transcript has a single exon. The record is from RefSeq and is a predicted model, not a curated record. Bases 1 to 414 code for a protein of 137 amino acids. NCBI's taxonomy places the organism in Eukaryota, Fungi, Ascomycota, Sordariomycetes, Glomerellales, Glomerellaceae.
AUGUGCUUUUUUGAGCAGUCUCUUUGGGCCUGCGGCCUCUUCAAGUGGGGGAACAUGCGGAAUCAGUGUCUGAAGGAGAAGCGAAUCGGCGAAACCUGCGGGCUUAGGCUCAUAUAUGCGACUACCUAUCAUAAAGGCCCUUGCAAGAUCUGCCAGGACUUGUCACGAAAAUCGAGAAGGGUCCAAAAGAUGAACUCGGAUAUCGCUAGAUGGCGACUUGACGGAAACCGCCCUGCAACGAUCGAAGCCACCGGAGAAGAACUCAGGCUGCUCCAAAACAGCGUUCGGAAUUUACAGACAAGACACCUUGCCGGUACAAUCUUUGGAUCCAAAAGGCAGUCGGAAAAUGAUGCGAAGCCCAGUGUUAAACGGCGAGUGGUAGCGCGUCGGCCCGCUGUGGGCGAGCAGCUGUAA